CGGUGUGCUUGGCCAAAAGUGAGAGUCAUAUACUGGACUAAACUACAAGUGCAGGAUGAUCUUGAUCUAUGGCUCACUGGGAGGACUGCCUGUGUUUAGUGAAAUCCUCCAAAUGGUAAUACUGCAGGACAAGUGAGUGGGUGCUUGCCUUAAAGAGAGAAGGAGAGUGCAGCAACUCUGGACCCUCUCAGAUUUCCUCCUUGAACUCCAUUCCCAGAACACACUCGUUGAUAAAUUUAGUCUAAAACUCUCUCUGCUUGUCAAACAAGCAACAACUAUCCACUCCAGCCAGUCCACAGAUUGAAGACUCGGGGCUCAUCCAGAACCAGUCAGAAGAGUUCUUGUGCCAUGUGGAGAGGACCAGUCAGAAUUGGAGGAGCAGGACCUUCAGAGUUCAAGGAGAUCUCUGCAUCUGUCCACAGGUGCUGUGUUAAACCAGGACAAUAGAGACUUUAUGAAAGGCGAAACCAGGAAUUGAGGAAGCAACCAGUAAACCGAUUUUUGGACCACUAUGUCUGAGAUCCUGUCAUGGUCGAAGACUGUACACAAUAUAGUGCAAAGCAGCACAGGACUGUGAACCCCAUGGAGCCAUGUCCAGUCAGAAGAGCAAGACAUCCACAGUGAGGAUGACAGCCUCAACUGGUCCUGGGUCCUGGUUCCAGACCAUGAACUAUGUGGGUCAGUUGGCGGGCCAGAUGUUCGUGCAAGUCAAGGAGCUGUACAGAGGUCUCAACCCCGCAACACUGUCUGGAUGCAUCGAUGUCAUCGUGGUGCGGCAGCCCGAUGGCUCCCUGCACUGCUCCCCCUUUCACGUCCGCUUCGGCAAGAUGGGCGUCCUGCAAUCCCGUGAAAAAGUGGUGGACAUAGAGAUCAACGGGGAGCCGGUGAGUCUGCACAUGAAGCUGGGAGAGAAUGGAGAGGCCUUCUUCGUCAAAGAGACGGAGAACAUGCUGGAAGUUGUGCCGUCCUACUUGGCAACAUCACCCAUCAUGUCAAUCGGAGAGGAGUUAAUGGAGUCCCAGCUGGGCAGGGGCCUUCCUCGUCACCAUGACACUUUACCCUGCAACUCGCUUCCCGUCCAGAACCUGGGACAUCAGCAAAGUGAUGGUGUGGUGAACAAGAAGAGGAGGAAGAGGAGGAGGAAGAUACGGCAAGAGGGAGGCGGAGGUGGAGGAGGGAGACGAGAAGAGAGCGGGGAAGAGUUCUCGGAGGAUGAGGACAUGUUUACUAUUGACUUGAGCUCGGACGAGGACAGAGACGCUGAUGUCAGCAGGCCUAUGUACGGUGAUCAUGGGACUACAGCCAUCACCCAUACACAACCCAGCACUGAUUGGACUCGUUCUCAGAGUCAAGCGAUUAAAGAGUCUCUUUCCAUCCCUCCACCAUGUGGUCUGUCCUUCUCCUGUCCUCAGCAGACCUCUCACUUCUCGUCUCUUGUUAGCAACCCUGAUGAUUCACGGUCAUCAACACCAAUGAGCGACUCUGAGCUAACCACUCAGAAUAAAGACAACCCAGAAAUGCUUUGGACCUGGGGGGAGCUGCCACAGGCUGCCCAGCCGGACUUCCUGACUUCCCACCUGAAGAAGGAGCUGGACCCGAAUGUCUCUGUCCCACUGUCAGCCAGCACUCACUUCAGAGCUAUCAGUGACAGAGGACCCCCUUCCCUCACACUCUAUGGCACCCAGCCAGGGGAGAGCACUGCUACUGGUGGGCAUGAGGACCCUGAGGAAACCAGACACAGAGCCAGAGAUGGACUAGGUGAUAAGACUGGGUACAAGGCUGGAGGGGAGCCAGAGAGGCAGGUGGAGAAUGUGGGGCUGUUGUGUACAGAGAUUGAGGGUCUAACAGCCGGCUCAGUGUCUCCCAGGAUUCUCCUCGAUCAUCUGGACGAAGGUGGAAACAGAGGAAGUCCCAUCAGAACAACCGAUUCACCAUCCAAGAGGAAAGAAAAGAGGAGCCAACACCUGGGUUCUGAUGGUGUGUACCUGGAUGACCUUACAGAGCUGGAGCCUGAAGUCGCUGCUCUCUACUUCCCUAAAAGCGACGGAGGCAGCAGCUCAAUGAAAGCAGACUCGGAGAUGAUGAUGAUGGGAGUGCGGGGCGCUAAUCAAUCGCCACAGUCGGUGGGCAGCAGUGGGAUGGACAGUGGCAUGGACAGUCUGUCCGACCAGUUAGGAGACCUGCCACACGUCACCAUCUCAUUGUGUGGAGGGCUCACUGACAACAGGGAGAUCACAAGAGAGCAGUUCCAGGAGAGGGCAGUUUCUUACAAGCAGUUCUCAGAAAACCCUUCUCUUAUUGAGGACCCCAACCUGGUGGUGAAAAUAGGAAACAAAUACUACAACUGGAACACAGCAGCUCCCGUCAUGCUGGCCAUGCAGGUCUAUCAGAAACCUCUGCCGCAGGCGUCGGUGGAGAACAUCAUGAAGGAGAAGAUGCCAAAGAAAGGAGGACGCUGGUGGUUCUCAUGGAGGAGCGGGAACAGUGAAUCCAAAUCGGAAUCAGUGUCAGAGGCCGGGGGAGUCAGAGGAGAGAGCUCCCUCACGAUGGCCUCAGUGAACAGGAUGAAGGAUGAGUCGUCCUCGAGUGAUGAGGACCACAGAUCCUCCAAUCACAUGUCAGGAUCCUGCCAGGCAGAGCCCAUGAUGAGUUCUGGCAGCAUCUGCUAUACGAAGACUCUGCGGCUCACCUCAGAGCAGCUGGCCAGCCUGCAGCUGAAGGACGGUCCGAAUGAGGUGGUGUUCAGUGUGACAACUCAGUAUCAGGGCACCUGUCGCUGCAUUGGCGCAAUUUAUCUUUGGAGCUGGGAUGACAAGAUAGUCAUCUCCGAUAUAGACGGAACCAUCACGAGGUCCGACACGCUGGGUCACAUCCUCCCCAACCUGGGUAAAGACUGGACCCACCAGGGAAUCGCACGGCUCUACCACAGAGUCAGCCAGAACGGAUAUAAAUUCAUGUACUGCUCGGCGAGGGCCAUCGGCAUGGCUGACAUGACGAGGGGCUACCUGCACUGGGUCAAUGAGAGGGGAACCAUGCUGCCAAUAGGUCCGGUGCUGCUCAGCCCCAGCAGCCUGUUCUCUGCCCUGCACAGGGAGGUGAUUGAGAAGAAACCAGAGAAGUUUAAGAUCGAGUGUCUCACAGACAUUAAGCAGCUUUUCUACCCCAACACUGAACCUUUCUACGCUGCCUUUGGCAACAGAGCUACAGAUGUGUAUUCCUAUAAGGAGGUGGGUGUUCCACUCAACAGGAUUUUUACCGUCAAUCCCAAAGGGGAGCUCAUACAGGAGCAUGCCAAGACAAAUAUCUCAUCCUUCGGGCGUCUCUGCGAUAUGGUCGACCAUGUCUUUCCAGUCCUGAUUCAAAACGGAGGCUCAGACCUCCCCUGCUCUGACACGCUUGACCAGUGCGACUACUGGAACAAAGCACUUCCUGAUGGCGCCAACCAGGAUGAGGAAGAAGAAGAACCACAGCCCCUCAAGACAAGCUGAGGAAACCCCAUUGAAUCCAGCACAGAGGUCACUGCACUCCAGCUUUUCUUUAAAUCGCAGUCAUCACACAACACUGCUGUCAGUGUUUUGUGAUUGAAGUGAGUGGAGAUGCUGGUUGGAUUCAUCCAAGAACUUUGAGGAAUGUACUCGAACAUAUAAGGAUUUAAGGAACUGAGCGCUGUGACUUAACAUAAAUAACUGUGACUACUGAAACAAAAGAGAAGUACGGGACCUCAAAAACAACCUUACUGGGGGAAAAAUAGGAAUUGAUUCAACCUGUGUCGGCAAAACAGCAGAACACAUUUUAAUUCUAGUCAACAUUCUCUCCCACAUCACAUAGUAUUUAUAGUUGUAGACAGAAAAGCAACAACAAAAAACUCAAGCUUAUGUGUGAAUAUGGAUUCAUGUCAGGGCUGGUUUGAAAUCGAUUUCUCUCCAUUCAUAUCGCCUAACAAACGUUUUCUGGAUUUUGUACUAAACACAAGUAACUAUUAAAAGACCUUUCUUUAUUAUAAGCAUCAGCUGUCACAAGCUGGCUAUAGUUAAACAACAAUAAUGAGCAACUAUAAAUAUAUUCUAGUGAGUUAUUUAGAUCUCAGUUUACGCUCUUUUUGUAUCAGUACUUUUUUAUAUAUUUUUAUGGAAGAAUUCUGGCUUUUCUUUUAUCCAUAACACACUGCAGCGGUCAGCAUCUUGUUCCAUCUGCUCGAGGUGUGUGGCUGUAGUCAGCAUGUUCAGCAGAUACAGCACCAGAAACAACACAUAACACUAUAGAAAAAAAACAUUGGGAAAGUGAAGAAAAAAAAGCACCGAUCAUGUAUCCAGUCAUCUUCUGUGCCCAGCUCCUCAGCAGCUCCAGCUAAAGGCGUGUGGUCACUUGACCGUGCUACUGUGAACAGUUCUAGAUUUCCAACAAAGUGCUCAGGGUGCUCAAGUGCUCCAGGGACAUGCAGGACAAUGCAACUACCUUCAGUCAGUGUUCUUGACGUCUGUUUUUGAUAUACAUACAUGUGCGUAAAUACAUUAACUCUAGUGACAUGCUAGAAUGUAGAACAUGAACCACUCGCAGUGUGUGUUAUUCCAAUGACUAAUGCUCAUCAAUGCAAUUACUUUAUAAGGUUAUACAGGAUAAGGUCAGGUUUUGUCAGUUUUAUAAUGUCAUUGCAUAAAUCAGUAUAUUUUCUGUCUUAUAUAUUUAUUUAUUUAUAUGUGUAUGUAUACAUACAUACGCACAAACACACAUAGUUGUUCGUAGAUGUCUUUCCUUAUGUGUUCAUCCAUAAAUAAUAUUUGCUGUAACACAGUAAUCGAAGAUGGACGUCUGUCUGUUUAUUUUUUUUAGCACUUAUAUAGAUUUAAGUUAGGGGAAACCACUGUAAAUAAUAAUUUACAAUAUUCUUUUAUGAAGUGACCUUUAAAAAAAGAAUCUUUUAAAAUACUUGUUACUGGUUGUCAUUCAAACGCACUUGCAUCCAUUACUAUAACUCUGUCUCCAUUAAACCAGUGGCCACCUGUUGCCCCUAAGACGCGUCAGUUUCCACACGUGGCCACGAAAAGCCAUAGAUCAACGUGCAGUAUUUUAAGAAAGCCAAUAGACGGAUUCACUGUCCCUGAGGUAAAGUCAGCUGGUAAUUGGAUGUUUUGUUUUGUUGCCUCUGGUUUAUCGGGGGCAAAACGCUUUCACCUUUUUGGAAAAAUCUAAAUAAACCCAUGUAAAACUCUGGAGUUGAAUGUUCGACAGCUUCAAGAAAAGAAAAAAAAAAAGAAUAUGACUGUAGUUCCCUGCUGAUUUUGUAUUAUUUGAAAAUAAUGUGAAAGUAAUUCACCAGAUUCUAGUUAGAAAUCAAGAGGGACAUUUGUGCUCUGAUAUUAAUGUGUGAUAUGUUGAAGAAAUGUGAAAACUAAAUGCCAGAAUACAGUUUAAAAACCUCUGAUUGUGUUAUACCGUUUGAACAUAGGAUAGAUGUGUAUGAUGCUGUACUGUGAUCCACCCUGUUUGAAGGAAAACUAGUCAGGAGUCCACUGAGAGGAAUCCAGUGUAAUCUAUGUAAGAGAAAAAGUUGCAUGUUGUUGUAAUGUUAAAACUGCAUAUUUACAUGGAUGUAACAUUGACUGUUUCUUCCCCUAAUCUUUGUACGGCACUUAAAGAAAGGAACAGAUUCAAUAAUUCUGGCUUCCACAAUUCAUAACAAUGGGAUUUACAGUUAUGAAACAGAUUGUCUCAGUUUAGGGCUUUUACUUUGUUAUGUAUUAUUGUUAGUUUGUUUGGAAAUAGUUUCUAAAUUGAAUCAUAAUCUGCUAAUCCUUCUGCCAUAUUAAUAGAUCAUUUUGUGAUUUUCUUUUCAUAAUUACAUUAUGAAUAUCUCCUUAUUAGAAGAUCUUAUCAAUGAAAUGUGGAAGUCAAAAUAAGAAAAGAGGAUUUUACUAAUGCAACGCUACUCCCUUAUUUUAGAGUCAAUUGUCUCUCCGAUGAUGAAUGUUCACCUCAUUCUUUCUGUGAAAGAUUUGUGAAAGGUCUUGACUAAUUAUCAGGUCUCUCUGUGUUGGCAUGAAUGUGGAUCCGGUCUGCUGUCCUGUGUAAAGGUUUUGCUUUGGGGCGCUCAACAGGCAGCCUACAGCAGGGUGCAGUGCGAGCUACUGUUAUCAACGUUGUUGGAAUAAAAUCUGUGCUAAGGACACAUUUUUCAAUAAACUCAAAUUUGAUUA
This is a messenger RNA of Platichthys flesus (European flounder), 6194 nucleotides long. RefSeq names its product lipin 1a (gene lpin1a). The transcript is spliced from 23 exons. Gene Ontology annotation, biological process: fatty acid catabolic process; triglyceride biosynthetic process; cellular response to insulin stimulus. The record is from RefSeq and is a predicted model, not a curated record. Gene Ontology annotation, cellular component: nucleus; mitochondrial outer membrane. NCBI's taxonomy places the organism in Eukaryota, Metazoa, Chordata, Actinopteri, Pleuronectiformes, Pleuronectidae. Gene Ontology annotation, molecular function: phosphatidate phosphatase activity; transcription coactivator activity. Bases 591 to 3488 code for a protein of 965 amino acids.